Molecule: messenger RNA, 8698 nt
Organism: Anolis carolinensis (green anole)
Lineage: Eukaryota; Metazoa; Chordata; Lepidosauria; Squamata; Anolidae
Product: pantothenate kinase 3
Exons: 7
Coding region: 475-1587 (370 amino acids)
Biological process (GO): coenzyme A biosynthetic process
Cellular component (GO): nucleus; cytosol
Molecular function (GO): pantothenate kinase activity; ATP binding
Source: RefSeq, a predicted model, not a curated record
CCUGCCUGUCUGAAGGGGGGCUUCGGAGCCACCGAGAGGGAGAAGGGAAGGCAGUGGCGGGGCGAAGUCAGCGCCAGGCCCAAUUGAGGCCCCGGUUGAGGCCUACUUGGUUGGCGGCCCUGAGGAGAGGAGGAGGAGAAAGGAGACGGCGGACGGGUGGGGCCGUGUGUGGGUGGGGCCGCCUCCUCGGCCGGUCUCCGCCUUUUUGCCUUCCUUCCCUUUUCCCCAUUUCUUUCUGUCGGCCCCGAGCAGAGGCUGAGAGGAGAAGGACCAGGAGAGCCUGAGAGGCGUCUGUUUUGGCCUCUCAAUCUCGUCGAGGCCGCUUCUCUGAGGGAGUUGUAGCGCCACAUCUUCCUCUUCUGCUCCAUCCUCUUCUUCUUCCACUCCUUCAUCUUCUCCAUCUUCCUCCUCCUCUUCCAGGACACCAUCAAGGCCCACACUUUGCCUCCUAAGAGACCACGGCUGUGUGGAGACAUGAAGAUCAAAGAUGCCAAGAAACCUUCUUUUCCCUGGUUUGGCAUGGACAUUGGGGGAACCCUAGUGAAGCUUGCAUAUUUUGAACCUAUUGAUAUUACUGCAGAAGAAGAGCAGGAAGAGGUUGAAAGUUUGAAGAGUAUUCGCAAAUAUCUGACCUCCAAUGUAGCUUAUGGGUCCACUGGUAUUCGAGAUGUUCACCUUGAACUCAAGGACUUGAUACUCUUUGGCCGAAAGGGAAAUUUGCACUUUAUCCGAUUCCCAACCCACGAUUUGCCUACUUUUAUUCAAAUGGGAAGAUGUAAAAACUUCUCAACACUGCAUACGGUGCUGUGUGCCACUGGCGGUGGUGCCUAUAAGUUUGAAGAAGAUUUUCGCACAAUUGGAGAUCUCCAGCUGCACAAACUGGAUGAACUUGACUGCCUUGUCAAAGGCUUGUUGUAUAUAGAUUCUGUCAGUUUUAAUGGCCAGGCUGAAUGCUACUAUUUUGAAAAUGCAUCAGAACCUGAAAGAUGCCAAAAGAUGCCUUUUAAUUUGGAUGAUCCAUAUCCGCUGCUGGUUGUAAAUAUUGGUUCAGGAGUCAGUAUUUUAGCUGUCCAUUCCAAAGACAACUAUAAGAGAGUCACUGGAACAAGUUUAGGUGGUGGGACCUUUCUUGGUUUGUGUAGUUUACUGACUGGAUGUGAAAGCUUUGAAGAAGCCCUGGAAAUGGCAUCCAAAGGGGAUAGCACCCAUGCUGACAAGCUAGUCCGGGAUAUUUAUGGGGGUGACUAUGAACGGUUUGGUCUUCCAGGUUGGGCAGUGGCAUCUAGUUUUGGGAACAUGAUCUACAAGGAAAGACGUGAAUCAGUUAGUAAAGAAGACCUGGCUAGAGCAACGUUGGUUACUAUCACCAAUAACAUCGGAUCUAUAGCUCGCAUGUGUGCUGUAAAUGAGAAAAUAAACCGUGUCGUCUUUGUCGGUAACUUUUUACGUGUGAAUACGUUGUCAAUGAAGCUUUUGGCAUAUGCACUGGAUUAUUGGUCCAAAGGCCAGCUGAAGGCUUUGUUCCUAGAACACGAGGGCUACUUUGGUGCAGUUGGUGCCCUCCUUGGAUUGCCAAAUUUCAGCUGAAUCUCAAAGCAUCGCAAUACUGAACUAUUCCUUACCUUUUUGGCAUUGUUACAACACUGUUUUUAUAUCAACUGGAACCAAAGGGGAAAAGGGCCGCAGUCUUUCUAUAAAUGUCUUUAACUGUAAGAAUGGUAAACUGUCUCAAUAAGAUCCCAAGUGUGAAACCUGGGAGUUUCUGUAGGAAGCGCCUUGUGGUUUUGUUGUGUGGUGUCCUCUUACAUGGUUGUCAAACCCAUGGUCUUCCAAAUAAUGUUGAACUUCAGCUCCCAUCAGUCCUGCCCAGUGUAGUCAGUGAUCAGGUAUGAUGAAAGCUGUGUUCAGCAAUGUGUGGGGUGCACCAGGCUUCUCAUGUCCACUUUUAGCAAAUGUUACACAUUCAUUGUGCAUCACAGCCUCUAAAAUAUGGAUCUCAAAAGCAGACUUGGAAGAUUAGCCUUUGCUGUCGAAAGCUCUGAUUAAAUUCAAAUACAUAUCUGAUGCCAUUAAUUUUCCUUAAGGCUGCUUGGUUGCCUUUCCUUGUGCAAGACUAAUAGCCGCCUUCUCAGUGUUCAUUUUGGUCAUAAUUCUCCAUUAUCUCAAAAAAAUGACCUUUGCCAUUUCCAAGUGACAGCUACUAAAAACAAAGUUCCUUGAAGCAGUGGAGUUUCUGUGGAAAGGAGAUUUCAAAGUGUUGGAAUACUGUAGAUAAUUCAAACUUUUGAAUAUUAAGUUUUGCAGAAAAAAUAAUAAAAAAACACAUCAGCAAAAACUUGACAUGGUUGAUUUAAUGUGAACUAAGCAGCUGUGAAUACAUUUAAAUAGAACUAAUAAUUGUGUGAUUAGUCAGGUUUUAUUAUGCUCUGCUCAUUAACCCUAAUGAUUAACUGGUACUGAAUAUACAAAAGGAAAAUCUUUAAAGGUUUUUCAGGAUUUUUGAAGAUGACUGUUCCUAAAAAUCUGUAUCUAAAAAUCACCCAAAAAGAUCCACUAAUGUGACUACUGUGAAAUCAGUGUAAUAAAUAAUUGAGUCACAGUGGUUCUUAUUGGGGGGGGGGGGGGGGGGAGCCUCCUGUGCAGUAAAUCAGUUUAUUUAAGAACAAUCAACAUUUCAUCCAAUGAACCUGAGGCAGAUUUUGGCCUUCAAGCUUUAUGGCAGCUUUAGAGGUUUUACUGAAGAAAGAUUCAGUGUCCACUAGACUCUGAUCCCAAGUAUCCUACAUGCUGCAACAGUGUGGCCUUGAGAUACAGCUCUACACAUUGGAGCUUCUCUUGUGUUUGGACUGUGCUGUUUCAGAUGUGAUUGUAAACAUUUACAAUAGAGGUAUUUUAAGGAGAUUGCUGAAGCCAAAGCUUUACGAUAUGGUUUACGAAACCCAAAAUCAUCUCAGAAGAAGUAAAAUUUCUAUGCACAGGGAUGUAUCAUUGUAUCCUGAAGGGAUAUGUAGUUAUCUAAUCCAUGAAUGAUGUCUUCUAUAGGAGGGUUGACUAUUCUGACUAGAGCUCAUAGAGCUCGAACUAAUGCUUGGUUUACUUGAUCAAUUUAAUAGUAUUUUGGCACACCAAUUUUUACAGCAAUACUGGGAUACCUCCAGAUUUCUCCAGAUACCUAACUUGCACUGGUCUUGGAUUUAAAAAAAUUAAUUCCAACUACAUUUUGAUACUUGUCAGCACUUUUUAAACUCAGAACAGUGUGGAUUUUGUUUGUGCCACUCUCCUAAAAGCUGUUUCCUUCCUCCUCCUAAGAUUUGGAGAGAAGCUAGGGAUUUUCAGUGUUGUUUUGAUCCCUUAUUGAGACAAUGUUCUGAAAAAACAGUCUUAGCCCAGAGUCUUUAUUUGACCAUUUUGAGCCUGGUCUUUCAAACAGAAUGUGGCAAUUAAUUCAUCCUUGUAUAAAAGCGAUGUUUUGCCUUUAAAAGCUUACGGCCAUGUGUCUUAAAACAUGGUUGAAGUGCUUCACCUCAUAUGCUGUCAGUAGUAACCUAUCCUCUUCAGUACAUUACAGGUUUGAAAUAAAUCUCAUAAAUAAAUGUGUUAGCAGCUUUUAUACUGAACUGUAGCAGUACAAGAAAAUGAUUCUGCCUUCUUGUAGUUGAGAUAUUUAAGGAUAUAUGUUUUUGUUGUUUUACCUAAUCCUGUAGAAAUGUCAAUUUCUGUCAUAUUUCAUGUAAGGAUGGAGUUGCUAGGGUCAUAGUUAGCGCAAGUUGAACAGAUCUCUUGGGUGUUUUUCCCUCUGGAAAUAUAUGGAUAUCCAGAACUGCUGUCAACGUACUUGAGAAAGGAAGGAAUUACUGGUUGAGCAAGAAGUGGGAUCUAGCCGUCCCCUUUAAGAAAUGGAGUUUAGGGUCUGAAUGUAGUGACUCUUAAAUCCAAUGGUCACAUGAGUGCCUUAAAGUCUCCUUCUGAGAGUUUCAGCCAUAGUUUGAUGUUAAGAGCAUUUCUGGCUUUGGAUAAUGACAGCCUUUAGUACUGAACAGUGUCAAAUCUGUCUUGGCACCUGUAGAUUAGUAACAAUUGACCAAACGGGCCACUUUUUCUUUUUUUUCCUCGUAAGUGUCAAUGACCUAGCCCUAGUACUUUUUUGUUAAAAUAGGAUGCACAGUGUGUAUCUUUUUCCCUGAAAGAGAGGACAACUUUGAGUUGGUUAACAAGGCAGUUUAAUUUCAAAACCAGCAUGUCAUUUUCGCAGUAUGUUGUUGAGAUGUCUACACUUUUUCAAUUUACCCAUUCCAUUAAAGAUUGUAUGGAUACAGACUUGUAUCUGCAGCCUCUUUCCUCCUGAGCUCUUGAGCUACGGAAUCAACAGACCAUACAUUACCUCCCAUCCCAAUCCUUAGCGUAUUAAAUACCAUUCCAUAAAAAACAAAUGAAGAUAAUGUAAGGACCAGAUCACGUUUAUCACUGCUUGUCAUUUGUGUUAUUGCUUUGAAUUGGACCCAUUGAUACAUUGCGUUGCCUUUGUGCCUAUCAAGCUGCAACCUUGCUAAAUAAAUAUUAGUGAUCAAAUGGAAAUAAGACUACCAUGUUGGCUGCUUCAAUAAGAAGUGAGAGACCUAUUGUUCUUCACAUUUAUUGAACUACAUCUUCUGUAAUCGUUGACCAUUGGCUGUGUGCACUGUGGCUGAUGGGAACUAGACUCGAACAACAUGAGGCCCAUAAUUUCCCUCCUAUGCUUUCAUUUUUUACUGGCAAGAAUACAAUCUGCUUUAUUGGGAAUUCUGUGCACAUAUUUCCCAGUCUUUCAGCAUGUGAGAAAAUUGGGCAGCCACAAAUAUACACCCAAAAUUUGCUGAAGUUAAAACCUUUUAAGUAUUCUGACUAGCUGCUUAUAUAAAAUCCAGUCACACACUUUAACCAGUAUUCUUAAAUCGUUUUGGCCUCAUAUGUUACAGCAGAAUAAUACAGAUUAAAAGUUCAGCAUGUUCACCUCUGUGUGACUUGAAGUAGAUGCAAAUUUCCAAUGGUAGCUCCCUGCAGAAUGGUUUAAUGGCACAAUGGGAUGUGAAGUGUCAUCACAAUUGACCAUUAUGAGAUAAAAAGAUGCUUGCUAAAUUUUAAUAUGUGUCUGCUUCUACUGCAAUGUGUGAAAUUGUUAUUGACGUAGGUCUGAAUCUUUACAAGUGCUUGAACUGAAAGCAUGUUUCUAUUGCUUAAGGAUCAGUAAAUUGGAAUCCUUUGACUCCUUAAACAUUCAUGCAUUGUCGCAUUGUAAAUAGUGCAUUUUAUCAUUAAAACUCUGAAAUGAAUAUGUUAGAUUAUGAAGAGAGGUUAAUAUAGAUCAAGAGCUGGCAUUUUUGCCAUUGAAAUGAAAGACUGCUGUAUGGUGUUUGUUUGAAGGUAGAGGAUAUAGACCUUAAUGAACUGGAUGAUAUUGCAUCAUGAAAAGACUAGCGCCUCCUUUCAGUGUAAAAAUAAUCCUUGACCUUACCUGGGUUUUAGCUGAAGGGCCUAGAGAUAAGAGAAUUAAGGUCCAUCAAAGCAGCCGUGAUAAUCGAUAUUUUAAUUAUUGGUAUCAAUUUAUUUUUGGCCUUUUGUAGAUUAAGUAUAACUUGCAAAACGGACGCACAAUGCAGGCUUUCUGCUUUGGAGAGGAGGAACAAACAAACUGCCUUAAUUCGGAAGUGAUAUCCCCUUAAGUUUUCUCAGCACCAUAGAGUUAUGGUUAUAGCGGAGGUCUCCUAAUUUCAACCAUUUGUUGUUUGUUUUCCAAAUGGUUAUGAAUUGUUUAGUACAAGAGAUCAGCAUGCCUGCAAACAUCCUUCUGGGUUUACUUCCCCAGAGAGAGGAGGAGGGGUGGCAGGUGGUCUAAAAGCAUGCGUCUUGAUAAAUUGUGAUCGUUCCAAUUUGAUAUGCAUGCAGCUUACCAGCUGUCACAAGAUUUGCCAAAUGAAUGUCAGCCACCAGUCUUAAGGUUUCACUAGUCACAAAACUAUAGAACUUUCAGCAGUGUCAGGUUUUACACUGUUUGUAGGGAACAGUGACUUAAAAAUGAACCGUAAUUAAGCACGCACUCCUCAUUUUAGAAAAAUACCAUGAAGCAUCAUGGUGUGCACCAUGGCUUUGUGUGUUCAUGCCAUGCGGGGAUUAUGCCAGCAAUUUAGUUUAAUCGUUUCCCAGUUUACUAUAUUGGGAUGGAAUAGACCGAUUCAAUUUUCGAACAGUUUUCUCUUUGGACCAUCAUGACCUCAGUUUCAUUGAAAGGCAGCUGAUCAAAGCAGUAACCUGUUUAUGGACAUACUGCGAAAGCUAAAGAUGGAGAACAUAGGGCCCUUCAGAUGUUGUUGAGCUCUAAUCCCCACCUGUUUUAGUCAGAACGGCAGCUUCCGAGAGAGGAAGGGAAAUGUAGUUCCACAUCUGGAGGGCCAUAUAUUCCCCUGGCUUGUGCUAAUAACCAUUGUUGUGUAUUUUCCGACCUUAACAGAAACAAAGAUAGGUCUUGUGCAUAUGUUUCAGCAAAGCUAUCGACAGAUAAGAAGUGUCGCAUAUUUCUUCAAUUCUAAGAUACCUUUGAUUGUAAGACGCACACAAAUUCAGUACCCCCAAGAGAAAAAAGCUUUGAUUUUUUAAAUAUAUACACACACACACACACACACACACACACACACACACACACACACAUACAUACACACCCCUAUAAUCACCAGAGAUUCUAUGACGCACACUAUUUUUAGAGAUAUCUAAUGUGGGGGAAAGAGUACAUCUUAGAAAUGAAGAAACUGUUCAGAAAUGCACUUGUUAUGCUCAGCUAUGUUUAUUUAAAUUAGUAAGUUGGAAGUCAUACGUUGUGAUUUGAUAUUGACUUAUUUCAAAGAAUCCUAUUUAAAACAGGUCAGAUUCCUGAUUACCCAGCCCCUUCUAUUUGAAUAAGAGGGUAACACAGUCCUGAUCUUGUAACCACACAGAAAUAAAGGAUGGGGAUGCAAGUCUAAACUCUAUUGUGUUCAUUUGUUUGGUACUAAACCAAGCCUUCCUCUCUCAGGUGCUUUCAAGAUGUGGAAAUACUAUAAUUCCACCAAUCUAUCUACCUUGAGCACCAUGUUGUAGAGCAGUGAAGCCCAAACUCUCGCCCUCCAAUUGUUUUGGACUUCAGUUCCCAGAAGCCUCACUUGUUUUGACCAAUAAGCAGAGAUUGAGAGCUGAAAUUAAAAACACCUGGAAAACCAUAGUUUGAAGAGAUGUAUUAAACAACAGUUUGAGUAGGACAUAUGUUUUCAUGUUGGAAACAGACCAUUAUAUUGGUAUUAUUCCUUAGACCUAAAUCCAAUGUCACAUAACUUCUUUUCACUUCUUUGGCUCCAAAUAGCCUUAGAGCUGCAUAAAACUAGCUCCAGAAUUACAGACUGAAACAGUUUAGGUGUGAGUGGGAAGAGGAAUUCAUCUCCCAGACAGUUUUUGCUCUACUACUAGUAAAGAUCCAACCUUGAAUCCUGCUCUAUAAAAGCAGUGCAGUGAAAAGUACAGAAACAGUAAAGCAAUCAUAGUUUAAUGUCUGAUACGACUUCUUUGAUAAAUAUUUUUAUCAGUUGUACUUAUGCCUCAAAGACAUAUCUCAAGCUGUUAUCCUUAGGCAACAAUCCGCCAGCAACAAGAGUUUGUUUUUAUGAAAUAGAUUGCAACUAAUAUAUACGUUACAAAAUACUUUAUUUUACAGAGUUUCAAUUAAGAGUUAGUCCUAGAAUUGCAUGUUGGUUGAUGUCAGAAUUGAGUUAUCUAAUCCCAUGCUGACUACAUCCUUUACUAUGUUCACUUUCAUUUGUCUUCUAACUGCAGUUUUUAAAAAUAUCUAAUGUAUUUUGGAUAAACCUUUCCAUGACUGCCUGUCAAAUGUGGACUCUUUGUUCUUUUGGAAUAAAUAUAUAAUUUCCAUUAGGCAUUGAGUGUUUAAAUGUAUUUUAAGCAAUAGUUAUACCCUGCAGAUCCAGUCAUUAUAAAAGGAUUUUUUUAAAAACAAGAUUUUUGUAGAUAAGAGAAGAUUCAAUAUACUUUAAUAUUGUCGUUGAUAAAACAUAGGGAAAUACUUUGUUCAUAUUUUCCCCAUUAAUGACAAAGUUGACAUUUUAACUGAAUGUGGUUUUUAAUCUUCUUAAAAGACCAAACUCUACUUGGAAAGUACUUCUGGAAUCCAUGGCAAGCUCAUAUUCUGUAACCAUUGUGUGAAUAUAACAUUUACUGUAACAGCCAUUUUGAAUAAGUUGCCUUAUUCUGAUGCAAUGAACUUUCCCAUCUCAGCUGUUUUCCAUUCUGACAAUGGACGUGGUGUAAAAAUGUAUGUUUUGCAAGUUUAACAUAGUUGCUAAAUUAUUCAAUGAUCUUUGUAAAUAGAUUUAAUUUAUUUUUGUUAUUGAUGCGCUUCUGACCAUUUCCAUUCAAUCAAAUGAUGGAAGCCUUUACUGUAAUCAUUCCCAUUAAAAACUGUGUAAAAAAGUUUAUCAACUGCUUGCAUGAGUAAAUGUAAAAUUUUAAUUUUUUGUUGUAUGAUAAGCUUUUAUGUGUUUUCCUAGUUUUACCAUUGUUCUGUAUGAAUGAACAGAACAUUGACUUUUUCUAAAGAAACACCAAUGGUUGAUUCUCCCUCCCGUGCUUUUUAAUUCUGUAAACCUUUGCAACCUGUCUUAAUAAAGGGGUGAGAAACCUG